UCACCAUACUGUAAACGUAAACAAGAAGUGGUUGAGAAGUAAUUUUGUUUUAGAAUCAUAUGAAUUUAUUAGUUAAAAAAUUUUUCGGUAUAGAAAUAAUAUUUUGGAGGAAUAAUCUGUUGCUAAUUUAUGUAUUAAUGCACCAGUUUCAUAUGUUUCACAGUUAAUUGGGAAAUAUUAGAUAAAUUGAUUUGCUAAAAUUGAAUCUCUGAGUUAGCCUCUAGCACAAGUGAACCACGUUCUAAUGGAAGCGACUGUUGACGAAGAUAAUGUGGUAUUGAAGACAGCUGCCGAUGUGACAGCAGUCUCAAGCUGUGUACCAGGAAUGGAGCGUUGUAUGAAAAAAGAAGUUCUCUCGGCUAUCCAACGAGAUCUAACAGCAGCCGAUAUCAGAUGGAGCCUAUUUGUAGCAGCAUGUCAGAGCUACAAACAGGACUCUUGUCUUCGCCCGUUUCCUCCAAUGUUUUUAGUUGAUGGCACUAAGGAUUUUUCAGCCCUGAUGGAAGCAAUUGAGACUGUACCUCCGUUUGUGCAACUGGAAUCUUCUAUACACACUUUACUGAAGAAGACUUUGAUGCUUCUACACUGGUUGCUUGUUGAACUGAAGGAUCCCUCUCUGACAGUUGUCCACAAAUCAAAGAUGUCAGAAGUGAUGAGUCUAGUGCCAUGUGAGAUGGCAGUCCCACCCCCUACCUUGAUACUGAGAGUGGGCCCUCGCCCUGGGUCAAGUGCUGAAGGGCGAUGGGCAGAGCUCCAGCAAGACUAUGGCUCUGUACACGCCUUUCAUGGUAGCCGGGUAGAGAACUUCCAUUCCAUCCUACAGCAUGGGCUACAACAGUACAUGACGAAGCAAGCCUUGUUUGGUCAGGGUGUCUACCUGUCCAGUGAACUAUUAAUAUGUCUUCCAUACAGCAGGACUGGUUUGGGCUGGACGCACAGCGUGCUGGGUAGUGUGCUGAGUGUAGUCGUGCUCUGUGAGAUCUUGGACCAUCCUACUGUCAGCUGUCAAACUACAGGUGAUGAAGCGAAAUCACGAGCAAGGCCAGAGGACAGUCUAGCUGGGGAAGUGCCUCACAAAGUGUAUGUGGUACCUAACAGCGAUUUGCUUCGUUUGCGCUACUUGCUAGUCUACAAAGCUCAGCCUUCAUUGCUCGCACAACAACAAUUGAAUCGUCCAGGUUCUUCAUGCCUGUCUUGGCUCAGCAGCAACAAGAUGACCAUCUCUCUAGUCAUUUACGUGAUAAUGCUUGCAUCAAUUGGUCUCUCGCGCAGUGACACCUUUAAGCGCUAUUGGCAAAAACUGUGCCAUAUGCUUGGAUUCCACUUCUAGCAAAUCUGCCAAAGUCUUACCAAAGUUUUUGUGUUUGUUUAUAGUUCAAUGUUAUGGUAGUUGUUUAAAUGUAAGAUUAUUAUUGUUUAUACAAUCACAUAAUUAUAUACAGAGUUUAUAAAAAGUACAUUUUGAACUAUUGCAUGUUAUUUUCAGAAAGGUAUUUAGUACAUAAUACUUGUGUUAUUUUAAAAGUUAAGGUUAUUAAUGUCGUAAAUACCACAACAAAUAAUUUAUAUUAAUAGUAUUAUUUUAAUGAGGGUUUAAAAUAACUAUGUUGGUUAGUAUUUAUUUUGCUUUACUUCUUGAAUAUAGAUCGUAUCUUACAGUUGGGCCUGUUUUAUUACUAUUAGAUUGAAUUGUCCAAAUUCUUUAUUCCUGUCUUGGCUCAGUAGCAACAAGAUGAGCAUCUUAUAGUGUUUGCAUAAUGCAACGUGGUAAUGCUUGCAUCAAUUAGCCUCUCGUGCUGUCACCUUUCAAAUUCACAUUCCUAUUUAAGCGCUAAUGGCAAAAUCUAUGGCGUUCGCUUGGAUUCCACUUCAAGCAAAUCCGCCUAAGUCUUACCAAAGUUGUUGUUUACUGUUUAUAGGUUCAAUGUUAAGCAUUUAUGGGGUGCUGUUCAGUUAUGUAUGGAUUACUGUUAGCUUAGUAUGUACAGAAAGUCUUAUUAAUUAAUUGAUCUGUUGAGUUUAAAUGUUUCUCCAUUAUUAUACACAAACAAAUGUAUUACAUAACAUUACGUUUAAUACAUACUUAUCCCAAAACAACUCUAAAAAAAUUGUCUUCAGUUAAUACAUAAAAAAUUCAUAGGAUAUAUGAUACAAUGCUAUCUCCUCUUUCUAACACUCUUUGCAUUCAUUGUCAAAUUUUAUGUUGACUGAGCCUUUUAACCCUUCGCACACCACUAAUAAGUCCAUUGGUUUCCCUAUAACACCAAUAUAUUUAUAUAAUAUAUUUUUCUUUAAGAUAAAAACUAAUUUUUAUUAUAAAUAUGCUAUAAGAGGUAAAUGCAAAAAAUAAAACAGAAGGGCAUUUUGAUUAAAAUUAACAUAUUUUUUGAUAAAAAUCUAAAUACAACUAUUUACCAUACUGUUAUAAUUGAUCUAUUUGAUCAAUAAUUACAUCAAUAAUAAAUUUGAUCUAAAUUCAAAUUUAUUAUAAAUACAAUUUUAAAAAACUGAAACAUUAUAUAGACUAAUAAUUAUAUGAGAAUUUUCUUGUCUAAUGUUUCGUAGAUAAGGUCUAUGGUCUAUAAUAUUAUCUUAUCAUCUGGGCAGACAACUGAUAUAUUUGGUUAUGGCUCUAUAGGGCGCAGAACAGAUGAACAGGUGGAAGGAACUAGACAAAUGGCUUCCCCCUCCCCUGCCGCUGAAUUGAGGUUGUCUAUAAAUACUUCCUAGCCAACAGAGAUAGGCACGCACCGGCCAUUUCUAAGUCCUUUUGUGAACUAAAAAACUCGAAUAUUGAAUUUAAUUGUGUUUGGCAAUUUGGUCAAAGUCUACCAAUAUAAUGUAUCCGUUUAUAGCGUGGUAAGGGUUAAUAAGUUUUGCAAUCAAUGUAGAUUUUGCUAAAAGUAAAAAUUAACUUAAAUAAAUUUAAUAACAGGUUAACCCUUUAAGUGCUGAGUUCUCAACGGUGCUGUCACCUAGUAUUGCUGGGUUUAUUUGCUGUAUACAAAUCCGCUUCACAAUAGCAUACAUGUUGCGUGUUUCUCGUCUAUGAAUCAAUUUAUUAAUUAACUAAUUAGUUUUAGCAACAUCUUUAUUUACUAAACUGCCGCCAGAAUCUCCUGAUUGUCAUAUCAGAUUGUUGUUAAAAUAUUGAGUACACACCCGAUCACCAUCAUUCUCAAAAAAGUUAGGAACUGCUGAACACCUGACUCACCUAAUGCAUUUAGACUAAUCUAAAAAUGAUAAAAAGUCUUUAUCAGUAUUACAAAUCAUUCCUGCCAUACCGACUGAACCACAAUCAAAAUAGAAAAACUACAGUAGCUACUUUAAAAAUGCAAUUGAAAAAACUAGUAAACUACAACGUUCUGUUUCUGAUGUCCAGGUGAAACUCCACCAUGUGCUUUCAUGAUAGUUCCUUAGUUUAUCGUCAGAGUGUAGUAGUAACACAGCACUACUGUGGAUUUGUAGUAGUUCAAAUAAACACUACCAGAGGCCAGUGUGUAUCAUCUUAUAAGUGCCAUGCGUCGUGUAGUGAAGUAGCCGUUUGGAAUGUGUUAACACGGGUGUGGCAGUUGAACGCAAAGUAGGAUCGCUCAUGUUACCACGGGCAUGGUAAUUAAGUGUUUAAGGCCAUCUCUUUUGGUGAUGGGUAGUGUGUGAUUUUAUAAAGGGUAUUACUGCCAAAAACGCCAAGGCAUUUUCAGCCUUCAAGCAGAUUUAGUUCCAAACAUCAUAUUUAUUUUUAAUUUUCAUUAGAAAUGAAUGUAGUAAUAUCUACUUCUUGGUUAUAUAUUAUUAUGUCCUACAUAUUUCUUAGAAUUAAUCUUUUAUAAUGAAUACUAGGCAUAAACAUUGUUUAUAACAUUUUUACAUACACAAUCACAAUCUAAAUUUAUAUAUUAGCAAAAUGGAACAAAUUUGAAGUUCCUACCUUUUAUAGAAUUUAAGUAAUAACAGUUUAUGUGAAAGUUACAUUACUUUUAGGUUUAUUAGUGUAUAUGUUCUUAGCUAUUUGCAAUUACUUACUGGUAAAAAACUCGUAAGCGUAAAAAAAUGGUUUUUACAUAUACAUUUAAAAUUUAGCAACAAUAAAAACUAAGUUUCCUCUUCAUACCUACAAAAACUUGUUGCAGUAAAUUAAUAAUGUUUUUUAAAGUCAUUUGAUUUAGAGUACCCUCAAGAAAAGAAUUUAAAAAAACGAAUGCCGCCCACUGUGACACAGAUAUGUUUACUUAACACAAAUCUUGUUAACAUUUGAUUUUUGCAUUUAGUGGAAGUUUAUCUAUAUUACUGAAUGUCAUUAAAAUUGUACUUACUUUUGUGAUAAUCUUUUAAAACUUUGACUUAAAUAAUUGAAACUGUUUUUAAGCUAAACACACGAACACUGGCACAAAUACAACACUUUGAAUACAUACAGAAACCAUAAAAAUUGUUUUGUAUUUAACAAAAAAGUUAUGGAGUAUAUAAAGGACAAAAGAAAGAAACUAAUUUAUUUAGUAUUUAGUAACAAACACCCUUAAUAGUGUUUGAACAUAUCACCUUAUAAACAAAACAAUUAGAACAGGGUAUAAUUGUGCGCUAGAUAUAACUAUGUGCUAGGUAAAAUAUAUUUUUAUGUAAAUAGGAUUUUUAAAUAUUUUACAACUAGUUUGCAAAAACCAUGAUUUUUUUGGUUGAAACAUAUUAUUACCAAAUAUAUUUACUUGUAAUAUUUGUAGCUAUUGUAAUUUAUACAAAAGUAUUAAAAAAUUCAAACACUUGUAAUGUUGGUGUACAAAAGACAUUUAUGUUAAUGGUUUCUUAUGACAUUUUGCAUUUGUUUAUUGUAUGUAGAAUUCAUGUUGGACUCUGAUAUGUUAAAAUCAUUUACCUGUUUUAACAUUUUUUUAAUGUUACGUUAUGACAAUUUCUAGUAGAAUAGUUCCUUAUAAUACUAUAAUAUUAUUUUAGCUAUGGUUAGUGUAAAUUUUGAUUUGUUAAGGGAAAUAUGUAAAUAUGUCUGUUACAGAUACCUAUUACCAAAACUUAAAUCAAUUAAAAAUAAAUAUUUGGAGAA
Homalodisca vitripennis (glassy-winged sharpshooter) is the source of this 5056-nucleotide messenger RNA. It is a transcript of the gene Parp16, whose product is annotated as protein mono-ADP-ribosyltransferase PARP16. NCBI's taxonomy places the organism in Eukaryota, Metazoa, Arthropoda, Insecta, Hemiptera, Cicadellidae. The coding region runs from base 245 to 1330 and encodes 361 amino acids. Gene Ontology annotation, biological process: endoplasmic reticulum unfolded protein response. Gene Ontology annotation, molecular function: NAD+ poly-ADP-ribosyltransferase activity; protein serine/threonine kinase activator activity; kinase binding. The record is from RefSeq and is a predicted model, not a curated record. The transcript has 7 exons. Gene Ontology annotation, cellular component: endoplasmic reticulum tubular network; intracellular anatomical structure; membrane.